AUGAGCCAUCCCCACGAACAACAGACGAAAGAACCGCCUUUGCCUUCGUCCUAUGCGCAUACGAUCCUUAAUCCAUCCCCAGGUUUCGACGACCAGGUGUUCCGACGCUUCCACCAUCACACCUUGAGCGAUCUUACCACGGGCUCUUCUGAAUCUUCUCCUACUACCACCAUUUCGACAGUGGACGACUCAAGCGCGACAGAGCCAUCUCCCGGCUCUUCACCUGAGUCUCCACCGCCCACCACGUUCACAGCUGGAAUGCUACGACCACGAACCUCUGAUGAUAGCCGGCCAUACUUCGAACUCCAGAAGCAGCAACCUCCGAAGAAGGGCCGCAACUUGAAGAAUCUGGCUGUGAACACUUCGCGGAACACUGGACGAGCCACGUCUUCCACACCAAGCCUACCACUCGCAGCCACAGAUGGCAUUGCUCCUGUUGCAUCGCCUACCUUUGUCAAGCCGCCCACGCCUCAGAAGCGGAAGCCGAGCAACUUAGGCCUCACUUUGUUGACGCCUGGAACCAGCAAAGCACCUCCCCAAGAGAUCAAGCUCGCCAUUCCACCCACACCGGCUGUUGGACGACCACAAACUCUGCGACAUUUUCAGUCGUCACCCUCUCUUCCGCUUGUACCCCAGAUCAGCAUACCACCGCAGCAGUCGCCGGCUGGUGACGACGAGCAGAAUUUCGAUGUUCCUCUGUCGAAGGAGGAGAAGCCGGAAGCAUAUCCAGAAGGUCCCAUCUGCGUCUAUGAGCCUUACAUCGAUCUCUACCUCGAGCCAACAGCUGAGCAGUGCAGGCGGUACGAUGUGGUGAUGAAUGUCGCGAGUGAGGUGCGAAAUCCUCUGGUCGAGCAGCCGGUUGCAAAAGCAGAAGAACCGGAGAUCCGUAUAGACGGUGGGGGUGGCAUACAGUUUGCACCCAGGCGCGACCGGCUCAAUGGACAGCAAGAGGAGGCCAGUCCGAGGGCCACGGACAACUCACCAACGACACCCAAAGCCACGGCUCCCGACGACGCUGCUAGACCGAAUACAAUAUCGACUGCAUCGGACGCAAGAGAACCAGAUUACAUGCACAUCAAAUGGGAGCACAACAGCGACAUCGUGCCUGACCUCCUGCGGCUGGUCAAACUUCUUGACGAGAUGGUUCUUGCGCAGAAGAGGGUGCUCGUGCACUGCCAAUGCGGUGUCAGUCGGUCUGCCAGCCUUGUUGUGGCGUACGGCCUGUACAAGAACCCUUCACUCAGCGUGCAGGAGGCAUACGACAUUGUCAAAAGGCGCAGCAAGUGGAUUGGCCCGAACAUGAACCUUAUCAUGCAGCUCCAGGAGUUCCGAACAAGCCUCCAGCGCGGUGGGCUGCUCUCCGCAGACCGUGGCCUCUCGCCCAUAACCCCGAGCUCGGCCAUCAGUGAGUGGGGCGGUCCGUUCUCGAUGAGAAGCCCAAAUGGCGAUGCAUCCAUGUCGGCUGGUGUUGGACCUCUGUCCCCUUCGCAGACAGCAGAAUCGCUUCCGAUAUCUUGCCCUGGUCCGUCUUCAGCUCCGUCAGCUUUCGCCUGGCCAUUGAACAACUCUGCGCCGCCACCUCCAGGUCAGAGGGCUCGAGCAAUUAGUGCUGUGAAGCCGGGAUCUGCCUACGUGAACACCUCUGGCCGCGUGGUCCCCGUGGUACCUCUGCUGAAGGUCGUGGAGCCGGAAGUUCCAAACCAGAACGACUCUGCGCCAACAGAAACCCCCGAUCUUGGUCACGACUCGGACUCCACGACACCGACCGAACAUACUACUUCUCCGCGCACAGAAGAGUUCGCCAUGACUCCUUUGCAGCCUUCACCAGAUGUUGAUCCAGCAGAUAGCUUCGGACUGAUGUCACCCUCCUCAACCGAAUUUGCCUCGUCACCAUUCGACCGGUCGGCAUUGUUAGCACAGCUGGGCAUGGGGUCGAUGAACCCGGCAGACUCACCGCGACGAGCAGCGUCAAUGAAAACCAGGCCUCGACCAGCGGAGCAGGCCAACAAGUCGCAUCUCACGCAGCCAAAUCGGCCACCAAGGCUACGCGGCAAGAUCUCGUCUCCCAGCAUUCGCGAGCAACAACAGCUUCAAAGCUGGCGAGCCGAAUUGGAGGCCUCGCUGCCGCACAGGACGGCUCAGCCUCCCUCGGUCGAAUGUAUUGACGAGGCGUUGAUGUCCCCACGAGCGACGGAAUUCACACAGAACCCGUUCGCUAUUUCCCUCGCCGUACCUCCAGCGCCGACUCCCGAAGAGAGACCUGGAGCCACCGACGCCGACCCCAGGAGUCCGGCUCAAAAGGGCGUUAGCCCCAUCACGAGGAGCAUCUUAGAUGUGUUAUGA
Saxophila tyrrhenica is the source of this 2343-nucleotide messenger RNA. It is a transcript of the gene CPP1, whose product is annotated as tyrosine/serine/threonine protein phosphatase. Gene Ontology annotation, cellular component: cytoplasm; cytosol; nucleus. NCBI's taxonomy places the organism in Eukaryota, Fungi, Ascomycota, Dothideomycetes, Mycosphaerellales, Extremaceae. The transcript has 2 exons. Gene Ontology annotation, biological process: negative regulation of MAPK cascade; protein dephosphorylation. Bases 1 to 2343 code for a protein of 780 amino acids. The record is from RefSeq and is a predicted model, not a curated record. Gene Ontology annotation, molecular function: protein tyrosine/threonine phosphatase activity; MAP kinase tyrosine/serine/threonine phosphatase activity; MAP kinase tyrosine phosphatase activity.